Molecule: messenger RNA, 1297 nt
Organism: Tuber aestivum (summer truffle)
Lineage: Eukaryota; Fungi; Ascomycota; Pezizomycetes; Pezizales; Tuberaceae
Source: the annotation of a GenBank genome assembly
ACCCACAACCGACCUCUCAUGCCAGCAGUGUUUCAACAACACUCGUACCCUUGCGGCUACGGUGCGUUUCAACAGCACCUCAAGAACAAUCCUUCUGCUCAACAAACCCCACUACACGUAAAUAUUACCUCUUGCGGUACUACGAAAAAAUUUCGAGUAAUCGAGACCAUACUGACCGGCGAAUUCUGAAAUCCUGGCUUGGCUGUCUCCAUAGAGCUGAAAUAUGGGACUUCAGCAGAGAGAUUUUUGCAAACCCCUUUAUUCUGCUAUGGGGAUCCAGGAGUUGGGAAGACGUGAGUUAAAAAAAAAAAGAGAGGGGGGGCUCUUCAGGAGAUAAAAAAAAAAAAGGGCGGAGGGUCACGGCUAAUUAUACUUUCGUUUGUAUAGGACUCACAAGGUCGACUUGCCUCCUUGUAUUGCUACUCGACUCUUCGGGGAUCGCCUGUUUUUACUUUGACUUACUCGUGGAAAGAGCAAUCUACGACGAAGCAGAGACCGGGCGUCUUCCGGAGCGAGAUAUCAUAAUUUACCCAUUAUAAGAAAUAAAGCCGGGGUUCUCCCCUAGGGGCGCGCCCCGCUUGUUUUCUUUAGCGUAUGUCCUCCGCUCCAUCACUUUAUUUGCGGCGGGGAUUUAUAUGUAUUAGGGGGUCCGAACCUGCGAAGGGAAGCCUGCAUCGAUGCCCUGGAUGAAUCCCCAAGGAGGUUCUUCCUGGUCUGCGUGAAGGGAUGGUUGGGCUAUUUCCUUACAGGAAGGCCACACCGGAACCGAUCGUAUCGAUUCGCCGUGACUAAAAUCAUAAAGCUUAGCAAGAGCGAUAUCAGACGAUGAUCUGAGGGCGGAUAUUAUGAAGAGCAUGGCCCUAAGGAAACAAGCUUGUGCGUUGUCGUCGUCGAAGUGUGCCAGUCCAUAUUCGGGAUACUAGCUAACGAUGAUGCAGAUUCCUGCUUGUUUCUUUAAGCACCGGAGACCUUGGGGGGGAUGUUUAUCCCGUUCGGGUCCAGCGCAGACCAGAGGGCGGCCUGGCCGGGGAGGUCGAUUGGGGUGAUCUCGCGGUUAGUGAUACUACUGCCAAGGGAUCACCCCAAUCCCCCGGACCAUGGUUACCCUCCGUGCUGCCCGGGAGAGCUGUCGGGCGGUUUUUGUGAUUGGCUAGACCAGUGCAAUACCGCGAGGGGAAGCGGAGGAACGGGGGAGACGGGAGGAGACGGAAUAUUCAUGUAUUUUAAUACAUGAAAAAGUUCCGGACCUAACUACUACUGCUUAAGAAGCUUCCAAGUUAACUUGAUGCUUUUAUCC